This is a messenger RNA of Suillus plorans, 741 nucleotides long. Its product is annotated as mitochondrial carrier domain-containing protein. The transcript is spliced from 10 exons. Bases 1 to 741 code for a protein of 246 amino acids. Gene Ontology annotation, biological process: carnitine transmembrane transport; mitochondrial transport. The record is from RefSeq and is a predicted model, not a curated record. Gene Ontology annotation, cellular component: mitochondrial envelope. NCBI's taxonomy places the organism in Eukaryota, Fungi, Basidiomycota, Agaricomycetes, Boletales, Suillaceae. Gene Ontology annotation, molecular function: O-acyl-L-carnitine transmembrane transporter activity.
AUGUACCUAGCAACCUUUGCGAAAUUACAAUCUCCUGGCGCGUAUACCGGUGCAAUUGAUGUUAUCAGGAAAACAUUAGCUCGAGAUGGUGUCACUGGCUUGUAUCGUGGAAUGGUACCUCCACUGCUGGGAGUCACUCCAAUCUUUGCAGUGUCCUUCUGGGCAUACGAUGCCUCUAAGAAUUUAAUACUCGCAUUCACACCCAAUCGUACAUCCGAGAAGCUUUCUACAGCAGAACUUGCCGCUGCCGGUUUCUUGUCUGCCGUACCGACGACCCUCAUUACUGCACCUGUUGAGAGAGCAAAGGUUCUGCUGCAGGUGCAAGUUCAGGGCCCCAAUACAAAGCACCUCUACAGGGAAGGUGGUAUACGGAGCAUCUUUCGAGGCACUGGUGCAACUAUCGCUCGCGACGGACCAGGCAGUGCCGUUUACUUUGCGGCGUAUGAAGUUACCAAGAAGGCCCUGACGCCCGCUGGGCCGUCAGCAGGAGACCUCAACCUAGGCGCCAUUAUGUUCGCAGGCGGAACUGCAGGUGUUGCAACGUGGUCGAUAGCUAUACCCCCAGAUGUUUUGGAAUCCCGCAUACAAUCUGCACCUUCUGGUACAUAUCCUGGACUUUCCGAUUGCUUUAGAAAGACCGUAGCGCGUCUUGGUCCAGCGAUGGCUAAAGCUUUCCCAGCUAAUGCUGCCACAUUUCUUGGUGUCGAAACCUCGCGGAAGUUCAUGGAUGGUUUCUUCUGA